Messenger RNA from Adineta ricciae, 1371 nucleotides. The record is from the annotation of a GenBank genome assembly. Lineage: Eukaryota; Metazoa; Rotifera; Eurotatoria; Adinetida; Adinetidae.
AUGCAAGCUAUUUAUCUAUUUUAUAUUUCAUACAAUUAUUUUUUCGAAUGUUAUCUGCUAAAUUCUGACCCGACGCAAACAAUCAUGAGUGUCAGUCGAACACUUAGCUUAACUGGUAAACAUCAUUUAUGGAUCAUCUCUCAAGCUUCUCGCUUGGCUUCAACAAAUGCAUGGUGGUCAAAUGUUGAAAUGGGUCCACCUGAUGCUAUUCUUGGUGUCACUGAAGCCUUCAAACGAGAUACUAAUCCGAAGAAAAUUAAUUUGGGUGUUGGCGCCUACCGUACCGACGAAGGCAAACCAUUCGUUCUUGAAAGCGUGAAAAAGGCAGAAAAAUUAAUUGAAAAAGAUAAUCUUGAUAAAGAAUAUGCACCAAUUUCUGGCAUACCCGAAUUCUGUCAAGCAAGUGCUAAAUUGGCUUUUGGUGACAAUUCAAAGGUUGUCAAAGACCAAUUAUUUGCCACCGUUCAAGGCAUCAGUGGAACAGGUUCUCUUCGUAUUGGUGCUGCUUUUCUUGCAAAAUUCUUUCCUGGAAAUAAAGUUGUCUACCUUCCAAAUCCAUCAUGGGGUAAUCAUACGCCAAUCAUGAAACAUGCCGGACUUGAUGUUAAAUCUUAUCGAUAUUACGAUGCCAAAACAUGUGGUUUCGAUUUCAACGGCGCAAAAGAGGACAUUUCCAAAAUCCCGGAAAAUUCCAUUAUUCUCUUUCAUGCUUGUGCUCACAAUCCAACCGGUGUGGAUCCACGUCCUGAACAAUGGAAAGAAUUAUCUGCCAUUGUUAAACAACGAAAAUUGCUCGUCUUCAUGGAUAUGGCUUAUCAAGGUUUUGCCAGCGGAAAUAUUGAUGAUGAUGCAUUCGCAGUUCGACAAUUCGUCGAAGAUAAACACAACUUAGUUUUAGCUCAAUCGUAUGCGAAAAAUAUGGGUUUGUAUGGUGAGCGUGUGGGCGCUUUCACAGUUGUUUGUGAAAACAAAGAUGAAGUCGAUCGAGUUAUGUCCCAAUUGAAAAUCUUAAUUCGUCCCAUGUAUUCAAAUCCACCAGUUCAUGGUGCACGUAUUGCCGCGAGAAUCUUAACUCAACCAGAUCUUCGUUCAUUAUGGCUGAAAGAAGUCAAACAAAUGGCUGAUCGUAUCAUCACCAUGCGCACACAAUUAGUCAGUAACUUAAAACAGAAUGGAUCUAAAAAGAAUUGGCAACAUAUUACCGAUCAAAUUGGCAUGUUUUGCUUUACUGGACUUAAUCCUCAACAAUCUGACCGAUUAAUAAAAGACUUCUCAGUUUAUUUAACAAAGGAUGGCCGUAUUUCAAUGGCCGGUGUCACCUCGAAAAACAACGCAUAUCUGGCAAAUGCAAUUCACGAAGUCACCAAAUAG